Polyodon spathula (Mississippi paddlefish) is the source of this 3119-nucleotide messenger RNA. RefSeq names its product 24-hydroxycholesterol 7-alpha-hydroxylase (gene cyp39a1). The record is from RefSeq and is a predicted model, not a curated record. Bases 191 to 1585 code for a protein of 464 amino acids. Gene Ontology annotation, molecular function: oxidoreductase activity, acting on paired donors, with incorporation or reduction of molecular oxygen; heme binding; iron ion binding. Lineage: Eukaryota; Metazoa; Chordata; Actinopteri; Acipenseriformes; Polyodontidae. Gene Ontology annotation, biological process: cholesterol homeostasis; bile acid biosynthetic process. The transcript has 12 exons.
ACUUUUUUAAGUGGGCCAGUUUAUUUUAUGUUUUCAUUGGUCCAGAUGAACACGUUAUCAGUUUUUGAUUUGCUGACGCUUUUGACAGGUGAAUUUCACCGCCUGCAGAAUGACAAUUCAGGUCAAGCAAGACGGGUUUAUGCAGUAGUAGGUGACAAUUUACUGUGUAUUCUGAGCUGCAGCACUAGCUAUGGCGAUUGAGAUUUUACUUCUGUUGGUGCUAUCGGCGUUUUCUGUCUGUUUUCUAUUCGUACACAGAAAACACCCUCAGAGUCCUCCUUGUAUUAGAGGCUGGUUCCCUUGGUUUGGAGCAGCAUUCCAGUUGGGUAAAGCCCCAUUGGAUUUUGUGGCGCAAGCCAGAACAAAGUAUGGGCCAGUGUUCACUAUUGCCGCUGCUGGGAAGCGACUUACUUUUGUAACUCUGCAUGAAGAUUUUAAUACGUUUUUCAUGUCGAAAGAUGUGGAUUUUCAGAUGGCCGUUCAAGACCCUGUCCAGCGCACAGCCUCUAUAAGUAAAGAGAACUUCUUCAAGAAUCACCCAGCGUGCCAUGCUGUGAUUAAGGGGAGGUUAACUCGGUCCAACCUGCACCAGGUUUCCAGUGACCUGUGUGCUGAGUUUAAUGAACACCUGGAGCUGCUGACAAACGAGGGGGCUCAAGACCUUUCUGACCUUGUCAGGCAUGUCAUGUACCCUGCAGUAAUGAGCAACCUGUUGGGUAAGUGCAACUCUCCAGCAAGCAAGGCGGCAGUGCAAGAGUUUACAAAACAGUUCCAGACGUACGAUGAAGGUUUCGAAUAUGGGUCACAAUUGCCGGAGUUCUUUUUAUGGAAGUGGGCCAAAGCAAAGCAAUGGCUUCUCUCCCUCAUGAAAAACAUGGUUCUCAAAGCUGAGAGCAACAUCUCUCCUGAUACAAACCCCAAGACAUUGCUGCAGCAUUUCCUAACCACAAUAACUGACAGUUACAGGCCUAAUUAUGCCCUACUGAUGAUGUGGGCUUCACUAGCCAAUGCCAUUCCUAUUACUUUCUGGACACUUGGUUUUAUUAUCUCCCAACCAUCCGUAUACAGGACAGUUAUGGAGGAGAUAGCAUCUUCCUUUGGAGAUAAAGACAAAACUAAGAGUGUUUUAUCAGACAGUGAGCUGCAGCAGCUUCCUUACAUACAGUGGUGUGUCCUGGAAUCAAUCCGCCUUCGUUCACCAGGAACUAUAACCAGGAAGGUGGUCCAGCCCCUGAAAAUCCAAAAUUACAUCAUCCCGCCAGGAGACAUGCUGAUGUUAUCACCAUUUUGGGCUCACAGAGAUCCCAGAUAUUUUCCAGAACCUGAAAAAUUCAUGCCUGAACGCUGGAAGAAGGCCGAUUUAGAAAAGAAUUUAUUUUUGGAAGGCUUUGUGGCCUUUGGAGGUGGUCGAUACCAAUGUCCAGGAAGGUGGUAUGCACUAAUGGAGAUCCAAAUGUUCAUUGGUUUGAUUCUGUAUAAAUAUGAACUCACUUUGGUGGAUUCACUGCCAAAACCGAGCUCUCGCCAUUUAGUGGGAACCCAGCAGCCGGACGGACCAUGCAGGGUACGGUACAAACACAGAUAGAGUUCCAGUUUCAGCAAAGGGGCCUGUGCCUUGGAUAUAAAGGGACCUCUUUCAACAUAACCUCCCUGUACGUUGGAAUUGGAGAUACCAGCUUAUGUGGACCUUUUACAAAAGAACAUUAGGUGUUCAUUUUAAUUUUAAUAACCUACAAGUAACACAUUAAUAGAGUUCUAACUGCUGUAAUAGAAUCUGUAUAUUGCUUCAGAGUAAUUAUCUGUAAAAUACAAUAAAACCUGCAUUGAUGGCUCCCUGAAUUUACCAGUCACCUUAUCAGCCAGUAAACUUCACAACAGAUUGUGUGUCUGCUUUUUUUUCUCAAUUAAUGAGGAUGUACAUUCUAAACAGCUGCCUUAAGGUGCUGCAAUUAUGUAGACUGUGCAUGACAAGCUUUUUUUUCACAAUGGAAUCUCCUGUAAAACAGAAUUACUGGGUCUGUAAUACUGGACGGUGUUCUUAUUUUCCAUUAGAUAAACCACUCAGACGGGUACUUUGUUUUUAAUCUUUCUUGCUGUCACCUAUUUCUGGACUUGUGCGCUUCACGUAUCGCGUCUCGGGGAGCUGAUAAGAUGCUAGUGUUUCUUCUUUGUUCAGCUGAAAUGAAGUCGGCCUCUGAUUUCAUGCUGUGGGAACUGAAGAGAUAAAUCUCACAUGAGGCUUGUUUCCUAGACAUGCACACAUCAGCUGCUUUUUCUCCCAGCACAGGUUCUGCAUUUUAUUCCCUUUCUGGAUCCUCAAGCAAGUCAUGCUGUUAGUGCAGCAUAAUAUUUCAUUAAUUAGUUACUCACCAGCUAAUAAUAAUAAAAAAAAACGAGAACCUUUGGGAAAUAACUUGAUUUAUUUGUCAUCUACCCCGUAACUCCUGUAAGUCACCUUGGAUAAAGGUGUCUGCCAAAUAAAUAUAUAAAUCCUAAUGUAUAUUGUCUUAGUGUCUGAGCAGAUUAAAAAAAGAAAGAAAAAGACUAUUUUAAUUACUAAGGAUUUAUAUUAUUCAAACCUUAAAACCAUUUAAAAUAGUUGUAUCUUAACUAAUUGUCUGUUGAGUGAAAUGUAAAGUAAGUUCUAAUAUAUACAGUAAUCCAUUGACCUUGGCAGUACACACGUCAGUAUACAGUGCUUCACCUAUGGGCUUCAGUUGAUAACACUCACUUAAGCUUUUUCAGAAGCAAUUUAUAAACAUGGCAAUUAAAGAACUAAGCAGAUAACAAUGCAGAAUCAUACAUAACUGACAUAACAGAAUAUUAAACAGGUGAAGGCAUUAUUAGGGAAAUGUAGAUGAUAUAAACAAAUCCUUUUGAAGAUAUCUUUUUUUAAUUAUGUAUCCUGCUAAACUGUUAUUUUCAGAAGUAAAGCAGUUUUACGAAUCUUAACAAUUUAAGUUAAUGCGUUGCCUUGGAAAUGUUUCUAAUUAAAUUUAUAAUGUGAUUUAAGUUUUUUCAAAUUGUUUUAGAUAAGACUUAAUUUGUAAAUGUGCCAGUUACAUGGAUUUUGUUUUAUAUCUGUGUGAUAUGGCUGUGACGUUCUGUCAGCCACUGAU